UUCCAAUUAUUUUAGUAUAUAUAGAAAGAGAGAGGUUGGGUGGCAUGAUUUACUGGAAAAUGCUUGAAAUUCGCUACAUUGUUGGCAAUCUUUGAUGGAUCACCAGCCUUCUGGACUGCUCUUUACAGAAAUUCUUCCCAAGGAAUUGCCUGAUCGAUUUUGAUACCUCUAGCUUUCCUUUCCCUUCUAUAUUUUUGUUGAGGUAGAGAAGGGAAGGAGAGCGUAAAUUUGAGGGAGAAAGGGAAAGGAUUAGACUCCUUUUUUUUUGUGUUGGUGAGAACAAAAUGACUGUUGUUUCCGGGGUUAUCUCAAGGCAAGUGUUGCCAGCUUGUGACAACCUUUGCUUCUUCUGCCCCGCAUUGCGUACGAGGUCCAGGCAGCCGGUCAAGAGGUACAAGCACUUGAUAUCGGAUAUUUUCCCCCGCUCUCAGGAUGAAGAAGUGAAUGAGAGGAAGAUUGGGAAAUUAUGUGACUAUGCUUCAAAAAAUCCUUUACGCAUUCCCAAGAUAGCAGACUCCCUCGAACAGAAAUUCUACAAGGAAUUAAGGAAUGAAAACUACCGAUUUGUGAAGAUUGUUAUGCUGAUCUACCGGAAGUUAUUGUUAUCUUGCAAGGACCAAAUUCGGACAGUUCUUCCACUCUCAAUGUAUACAAUCUAUGUUGCCCAACAUCCCGGAGAACCCAUGCUUCUCCUCGUGCAUCUCAAGCAUCAACCCCCGACAAUCUUCGUGAGUAGGGCUUCGAAGGUACUGCUCACUGAAAAAUGUUCAUCACGCCCUCACAGAAAUACUUCAGACAUUCCAGGGCUGUCGACUCACCGAUGUGGAGGUACUCAUCCCACAUGUCCGCCGCGCCUCCAUAGGCCAACUGCCUGA
This is a messenger RNA of Salvia hispanica, 875 nucleotides long. The record is from RefSeq and is a predicted model, not a curated record. Lineage: Eukaryota; Viridiplantae; Streptophyta; Magnoliopsida; Lamiales; Lamiaceae.